Dentiscutata erythropus is the source of this 474-nucleotide messenger RNA. The record is from the annotation of a GenBank genome assembly. Lineage: Eukaryota; Fungi; Glomeromycota; Glomeromycetes; Diversisporales; Gigasporaceae.
AUGUCUAUCUCUUUAGAAAAUGAACCGUUUGAAAAAGGAUUUGAUUUCAUUCAAGACCAUCAUCAGCUUUCUAUUCAAGAAAAAGAGUAUAUAAUUGAUGAACUUUGUAAAAUUAGGAAUGUUAAUGUGAAAAAAACCCCAUUAGAUUCGUUAUGCAUUUAUUGUCAAUCAAUUGUUUAUAAAGAGGUCUGUUGCACAGAGUGUAUCCGAUUAUAUCUUAUAGACAAUUUCACAAGAUGGACGUCCGGAAACACUAAAAUAGAUGAAAUGAUUAGGUUUUUUCAACUCAAAUAUUGUGAACAACCAAAUAAAUUAAUUGAAUGGGUGCCUUAUGAAAACUUUCAGAGCGUCGAGUUAAAAGCAGAGGGUGGUUUUGGAAUUGUUCAUAUAGCAAACUGGAAAGAUGGAACUAUUGUUGACUGGAAUGAAGAUGAUCAAACAUUUAUAAGAUCCGGAAAAAGACAAAGUCUUUGA